This is a messenger RNA of Prunus mume (Japanese apricot), 881 nucleotides long. RefSeq names its product early nodulin-like protein 3. Gene Ontology annotation, molecular function: electron transfer activity. The record is from RefSeq and is a predicted model, not a curated record. Gene Ontology annotation, cellular component: plasma membrane. NCBI's taxonomy places the organism in Eukaryota, Viridiplantae, Streptophyta, Magnoliopsida, Rosales, Rosaceae.
CUCUCUCUCUCUCCCUCUCUCAAUAUAGCUAGCUAUACCUGUGUUUUUAGAGGUUUAAUUUUGUGGGUUUGAUUAGAUUUGUUCAGAAAUGGCGUCUAAGAGACUAAUUGUGAGCACGUUGCUUGUUAUUUUGAUGUUGGGAUUGGCUAGUAGCUCUCCUCAAGCUUACAAGUUCAUUGUGGGUGGCAAAGACGGUUGGGUUUUGAGCCCUUCCGAGAACUUCAAUCACUGGGCUGAAAGACAUAGGUUUCAGGUCAAUGAUACGCUUCUUUUCAAGUACAAAAAAGGAUCAGAUUCUGUGUUGGUGGUAACAAAAGAGGAUUAUUUCUCAUGCAACACAAAAACCCCAAAACAGUCCCUAACAGAUGGUGACUCAAUUUUCAAGUUUGAGGGGUCAGGUCCAUUUUUUUUCAUCAGUGGCAAUGCUGAAAAUUGCCAAAAAGGGCAGAAGCUGAUAGUGGUGGUUUUGGCCGUCAGAAGCAAAACCCAACAUAUGCCACCCUCUCAGGCCCCUCCUUCUCCAUCUUCAUCAGCUCCAUCUCCACUUGCGGCUGAUCCGCCUGCAGUCUCACCUUCUCCGCUGUCGGAUUUGGACACAAAUGCACCGGCACAGCCACCGCUACCGCGGGAGAAUUCAGCAGCUAGAGGAUCAGACGUUGGGUUAAUGGCUUUUAUUUGUACUGUUAUGAGUAUUGGUGCAAGUACUGCGGUUUUGGGUAACUUUGUGGUUUGAGAAAGACAAAAAAUUAAAUGAGAGAAGGGGUUUAAUAUUGUGUUUGUGGUGUUUGUUUAGAGACUUUUAAUUUUACUACAUUACUAUAUUUCUUUUGAAUUUUACCUUAUAAAAUUUCUAGCAUUAAUCUCACUUGUAUCUCUAAAUU